AUGGCCGCCGCCGUUCCUCUCCUCUCGCCGCCGAUCUUAUCCAGAUCCUCCGCCGAUCAUUUCUACCGUUUCCCCCGCUCCUCCGCCACCAGAAAUUCCAGUAUGGAUCUCCGCGAGUUGAUCGCCAGUCAAACCGACGUCGCUUUGUCACUCUCCAAGCAAGUCCUGCUGACGACGGAAGCCAAGAACUCCAACACGGUGCUCUCCCCGCUGUCGAUCCACGUCGUGCUGAGCCUCAUCGCCGCCGGCUCCAAGGGGACCACUCAGGAUCAGUUGCUCUCUUACCUGAAGACAAAGUCCGGCGAACACCUCAACGCCUUCUCUUCCGAGCUCGUCUCCGUGGUUUUCGCCGACGGAAGCGGUGCUGGAGGUCCGAGCGUGUCUUUCGCUAAUGGGGUCUGGGUGGACAAGUCGAUCUCUCUCAGGCCUUCUUUCAAACAGGUUGUGGACAAUGUGUACAAGGCUGCUUCUGAUCAAGUUGAUUUCCAAACCAAGGCUGCUGAAGUAGCUAAUGGAGUAAAUGCAUGGGCUGAGAAACAGACCAAGGGAGUUAUCAAGGAAGUCCACCGCUUCCGCUUCUCCCUCGCCCAAAUUUCCCUUCCCAGUCGUCCCCUCCAAAACCCCAUCCCGCCCAAUUUUCACAACCACGAGGCUCAACGUCUCGUCUCCGGCGAACAAACCGCCUGUCAGCACUUCGUCCAAGCUCACCGCCCAGAAAAAGCAGCCGACGAAGAAGUUUCCACAAACGCCACACCACCCACCAUUUUCCCAGAUUCCAACCAUCCGAGAUGGAUUCGGCGCCGAAGCUCUGAGAAGAAAGAGAGUAAGUUGUGGGCGCAAGGAGUUGUCACAUCCAACUGGUUCUCCAAAAAAAAAAAAAAAAAAAAUGGUGUUGCUCUCUCUGCUUGUCAGAAGGAAAAGACAGGUGGAGUUCUCGAGGCAAACAACGGGUUUAUCGAGGCAGCGUCUGGUAGUCCCAAAACGCGCCUUCCACAACGAAGCUGCGCCUAA
Molecule: messenger RNA, 1011 nt
Organism: Linum tenue
Lineage: Eukaryota; Viridiplantae; Streptophyta; Magnoliopsida; Malpighiales; Linaceae
Source: the annotation of a GenBank genome assembly